Messenger RNA from Metarhizium brunneum ARSEF 3297, 1536 nucleotides. The record is from RefSeq and is a predicted model, not a curated record. Lineage: Eukaryota; Fungi; Ascomycota; Sordariomycetes; Hypocreales; Clavicipitaceae.
AUGAGUCCCGAAACGGCCAAGAACAGUUCCAAGAUCGCCGUCCUCGUGGGCCCUCGUUCUUCACCCCCCCCUGAGUUCCGGUGGGAAGCGCUUGGCAUCACGUCUGGUCGAGUCUGGUACUUUACUGGUGGUGGCUCAACGUCGCACAACCCACCUUUACCUUGUUGGUUGCUGCGUUUCUUCAUAUAUGCGCACCAAGGGCCAAUUCUCCGUCCUCGAUCCCAGUUUGGGAAUCCUUUGGGUAGUCCCCAUAUGAACUCGCAAGACGUAGAUGCGUCUCCAACCAGCAUCAUGUCGAGUCUAGCGGCGGAAUCAUGGUCCUGGUACGGACUGACGUGGCUGGUCGUGGCCACCAGAAUGUUGGUCUUGUUGAAUCUCUCUGCUGUCGAGCCAGCCAUGUUCAUGUCGAGUUGUUGUUCUAACAGGCUACCUAGGGCAUCGCAGGUUCUUCUGAGGGGCUCCGUAAAAAAGCUCAAACUAGACGACUUCCUCAUGGUCAUGGCCAUGUGCACCGAUACGGUCCUCAUUAUCGCGACCAACAUCAUAGCAACUACGAAUAGUAACCUGAUCGAUCCCAACCACCCGGCGUCGCUAUCACCGGAAGACAUCAGGCAACGCGAGUUUGGGUCCAAAAUGGUGCUUUUAGCAGAACAGAUGCAGUGCGUGACCAUUUGGCUGGUCAAGGCUUGCCUGCUGCUCAUGUACCAUCGUCUCACAUUGAGUUUAAAGGGCAACCUGGUGGUCAAGAUUGUGGCUUGCUAUGUCGCCGUUGGCUUCGUCUUGAUGGAGAUAUUGUAUUUGGGAGUUUGGUGCAGGCCCUUCUCUCAAUACUGGGCAGUGCCUCCCGAUUCCACGACAAACCAUCUCAUAACCAACGCUGUGCUCAACAUCUCAUCCGACAUCAUGAUAAUUCUCAUACCGAUGCCCGUCUUCCUACAAUCACGGCUGAAGUGGAGGAAGAAGCUGAUCUUGGUUGGCGUUUUUGCACUGGGCGGAUUUACGAUUCUGUCGGCGAUUCUCAACAAAUUUUACAGCUUCAAUGAGCCGUUUGGAUCCGCGUGGACGUUUUGGUACAUUCGGGAAUCGUCCACUGCCAUCAUCGUUGCCAAUCUUCCGCUUACGUGGACCGUCUUCCGACGUCUCUUCCAUCUGCGAUCAUUCGACAAUAGCGAGUACUCGUCCAAGACCCGAAGCGGUCAACCCAGUUCAACUUUGCGAUCCCACGGCCAAGCUCACGGCCGCACCCCGAAUCGCAGCUACAUCAGACAGGGCGACGCCAAUGACGACGACUUGGCAGGCAGCCAGGAGGAGAUUACGAAAGGACAUGGCAUCUCGCUGCGCAUCUACCAGCGUCAUGAUGUGCAGAUUAGCUCCGAGCCGGUUACCAAUCAUCACGCUCGGCAGUUAUCCAACGAGUCACUACCCGACGGCCUCACCACGACGAUUAAGGGUGGCGCUUCUGGGUCCUUCCUACUUGAUGCCGAGACUGCAUCGGAUAAAUCGUAUCCAGCUGUGAAGGUGAACUCUAGCGUGUGA